Mus caroli (Ryukyu mouse) is the source of this 1230-nucleotide messenger RNA. It is a transcript of the gene Or52b6, whose product is annotated as olfactory receptor family 52 subfamily B member 6. Gene Ontology annotation, cellular component: plasma membrane. Gene Ontology annotation, molecular function: olfactory receptor activity; G protein-coupled receptor activity. NCBI's taxonomy places the organism in Eukaryota, Metazoa, Chordata, Mammalia, Rodentia, Muridae. Gene Ontology annotation, biological process: G protein-coupled receptor signaling pathway. The record is from RefSeq and is a predicted model, not a curated record.
AUGGAUGAGAAAGUAUCUCUUUGGUAUGAUAUCGAGUCUUUUCGAUGUAUGCCUAAGAGUGAUCAGUGCAACACGCAGCCCUCAUCCCGGAAGCUUCUUCAGCAGAUGGUAACUAUCGGAGGAGACUCACAACUGGACAACGUGCAGAAAAUGAGAGACCUCAAAACACUCAGCCUGAAUGUGGAUGUUUCCAUAACAUUCCACAAAAUGCCCAAACGAACUCACGGAGACUGUGCUCUGCGCAAAGUCAUGGCUUUCUUACCUGCUUCCGGUGUGGCUGCUGUGAACAACUCUGACACUCGCAUGACAGGCUGCCUCCUCACCGGCAUCCCUGGGCUGGAGCACCUACAUAUGUGGCUGUCCAUCCCCUUCUGUAUUAUGUACAUAGCUGCCCUGGUAGGCAAUGGCGUUCUCAUCUGUGUCAUCCUUUCCCAGUCAAGCCUCCAUGAGCCCAUGUACAUAUUUCUGUCUAUGCUGGCCAGUGCUGAUGCCCUGCUCUCCACCUCCACCAUGCCCAAGACCCUGGCCAACUUCUGGCUAGAUUCUAGCCACAUCUCCUUUGACGGCUGCCUGACGCAGAUGUUCUUCAUUCACUUCCUCUUCGUGGCAGACUCUGCUGUCCUGCUGGCCAUGGCUUUUGACCGCUAUGUGGCAAUAUGCUCUCCUCUGCGCUACACCACCAUCCUAACAAGGCAGGUCAUGGGAAAGAUCGCUGCUGCUAUCCUGACACGCAGUUUUAUAAUCAUGCUCCCAUGUAUCUUUCUCCUCAAGCGGCUGCACUACUGCCGGAUCAAUGUCAUUGAGCACACAUUUUGUGAGCACAUGGGUAUCGCCCGGCUGUCCUGUUCUGACAUUUCCAUUAAUGUCUGGUAUGGGCUGACAGCUGCUCUUCUCUCUACAGGCCUGGACAUCAUCCUCAUCGCUGUUUCCUAUGUCCACAUCCUCCGAGCGGUAUUCCGCCUCUCUUCCCAAGAAGCCCGGUCCAAAGCCCUCAGCACUUGUGGAUCCCACGUCUGUGUCAUCCUGCUGUUCUAUAUCCCAGCCCUCUUCUCUGUCUUUGCCUACAGGUUUGGUGGGAAACACAUCCCACGCUAUGUCCAUAUCCUGCUGGCCAACCUCUAUGUGGUCAUCCCGCCUAUGCUUAAUCCUGUGAUUUAUGGAGUAAGAACAAAGCAGAUACUGGAAGGAGCUAAGCAAAUGUUUACAAAUAUCACCAAGGAAAUUAAGUAA